UUCUACGAAAUCAAUGUGGCCAUGAUAUAAUGAACUUUGUCAAACAAUGUUGAAAUUCUAGUUAAAACUAAUAUUCGGCCGGUGCCUUAGAUUUCAAAAUGGAAAGUGAAUCAGUCGCUAGCGAGAAACAGAACGAAGAAGCGAAGCCAGCUUCUCCGACCGGCAGCCACAAGCCGUCCGUGAACUCCCCCGACACUGGAGUCAGUCGGAUGGGCUCGCUCAGCAAGCAGCUCAGCCAACACGUCGGCGAGCUGACAAGCUCGGCCAACAUGCUCGCCAAAGGCAGCAGUCCCCACUCCCCACAGCUCAGCAGCAACAUAGAGAAAAUAGCAACGAUGGGGGAAAUACUCACCAACGAAGCUAACGCACUGAGAACUUCGAUAAAGAGUCUGUCAGACGACAUCGCUCGAACCAAACGAGAGAUGAAUGUCGAGACACCAAUAGACGUCAACUUCCCAUACCACCUGUUCUUGAUCGAAAUCGUCGUGAACAAAAUCCACAUGAAAUGCGAAUGUUUUGACGUAGAUCUGAACAACCUCGUCAUCACUGCCACAUUUUUGGGCAAACAACCGAUAGUGUUAUUAGAUGGCUCUUUGGGGAAAGUCGAGAAUUUGGCCAAACUGAACGCAGGCAAGUCUACGUUAUUCGCGAUGACUUACGACAAAAUUUGCGCGAUAAAAGAGUUCGAAAUAUGUUUGCAACUGACCAAACAGCCGCCGUGCACCUCAUGUGUCACCAAGAUCGGGGAGACCCGAAUGGAUUUCACGGCGGAAUUUGUUUCAUUGAGAGAGGAAUUGUGUAAGAAAUGGAGCGAGGAACAACCAAAUGACAAUAUCAUAUGCACAACGUCAACUCCGCUUACAAAGAAUCUGUAUUAUUUGUCAUGUGGGAGCGACAGUAGUGGAGAAUCGAUAGGUGUGAUUGAAGUUACGGUGCGAAUGUCGUUUUUGGGGAAGGAGAUCACGACGGCAUUUUGCGCCGCGCCUAAGACUCACGGCGCUUCGUUUUUACUGAAGCAGGAUAAUGGAAUGACCAUGUACUCGUGUCAAAAGGUGGAGAUGGACGACAUGGGCAAGAUUCUGCUGGACGAGGACGUGAUGAACAAGAAGCGCACGCACGCUCCCCAUCGGAGAAGCGAAAGUCCCGAGUCCCAGUUGUCGAGUGUGAUAUCCUCGAAAUCCUGCGAGCCUGCUGUGUAUUCCAGUUAUCCACAUACGAAACCUAAAUACGACGAAAUCUUCACUAAAGUUAAUGCAAACGAAUUGAAAAUCCGAGUGCCAAAGAGCACCAAAGUGGAGAGGUUCGGCAAAUACGAGAAGAUACAGGAGCUCUGUUCGUGCGAGGACACCCCAUACAACACAGGGGAGCAAAUUCAGUUCGAAAUGCCCAGCGAUUGCAAGAACAACACGUAUUCUUCCAACCUCAAAUACACUUACAAAGGUUGUGAAAAGACUGGCAAAGAUAAUAGGAUUAUAAACGUAACUCCAAGCAAUUGCCCUGUGCCGGUUGAUAUGGAGAAAGUGUUGCAUCCUAGAAAAGAUGUGUUCAUUUUAAAAAUCGGCAAGAAAAUGGAGACGAGCGAUAAGAAGACUGAUUUGGAGAUAGAGUUGGUUACUCCCAAAGCGCCGUCAGAAAAGGCAAUAGAUAAAAGCAAUGCAGAUCAACAGUGUAGCUCGGGGGACUUGACCGCGAAGUCGAGCGGUAAGAAAGGGAAGGGAGACAAAAAGAAGGGUAAGGGUAAAGACGCCAAGAAAGGAGUAAAGGGAAAGAAGAAAGGGAAGAAAUAACGAAAUAUUCAUAACUUCACGACUAUUUUACAGAUAAUAUAUACAAUGUUUUAGUUUUUUAUUACAUCAUAUAUUUUCUAAUAAACAAUAUACCUAUCAA
Molecule: messenger RNA, 1887 nt
Organism: Plodia interpunctella (Indianmeal moth)
Lineage: Eukaryota; Metazoa; Arthropoda; Insecta; Lepidoptera; Pyralidae
Exons: 2
Coding region: 99-1787 (562 amino acids)
Source: RefSeq, a predicted model, not a curated record